AUGCCGUUGAAAGGGCUAAAAAAGGAGACUUACUUAAAAAGGAAGAGCGAGAAGAAAGUAAAAAAUAUCAACCAAAUGUCUCCAAGAGAACAAAGAGCACAAAGAAAGCGUUGGAGAGAAAAUUCGAAGCGAUACCUGGAGAAGGAAGCACAAGAACGGAAGAUACAAGAAGUAACCAUUUCUCAAGUGCUCGAAGCUCACACAAAAAUAAAUGAUAAAGAGUUCUCCGAUCCCAUGUAUGAGGAAAAUAUAAAAAAGAGAUAA
Messenger RNA from Parnassius apollo (apollo), 264 nucleotides. Lineage: Eukaryota; Metazoa; Arthropoda; Insecta; Lepidoptera; Papilionidae. The record is from the annotation of a GenBank genome assembly.